Molecule: messenger RNA, 8795 nt
Organism: Dichomitus squalens LYAD-421 SS1
Lineage: Eukaryota; Fungi; Basidiomycota; Agaricomycetes; Polyporales; Polyporaceae
Exons: 32
Coding region: 98-8341 (2747 amino acids)
Biological process (GO): regulation of GTPase activity
Source: RefSeq, a predicted model, not a curated record
CCCCCAGCAUCGUCUUGAUAUCCCUCGUCCCUCCUUGCCGAUCUAGUGUCACCGUCUACGACUGAUUCGUGUCCAUACACGCCGCGACUCAUGAGCAAUGCCUGCCAGGCGUGCUUCCGCCGGUCACAAUAUUGCAAGCACCUCUCGUGUUCAUAGGAGCAAUGGAUCCAAUCACAGCAUAUCAGCGCAGUCUCCGGUCCUUCAGUCGUCGAAUCUCCCAUACUCCAGUAACAUCCCCCCUUCUCCGCAGCAAAAAGUAGUGCAAGUGCUCAUUAACAGGCUUAAAAACAAGCUUCCAUGUAAUUCGGGGAUCUCGUUAACGGAGCUGGAGGCGGACGACGCAGUUCAGCAGACGGUGGAGGCGCUUGUGGAUCUCUCGCGCGACUCACUGGACAUGAUAUCCCUUGCUCUCACUGAGCAAUUGGAAAGACUUGCUAAGCAAAUCGAGGGAGCAGGGUACCGUGGUGUCGACAUCCUCCAAUCACAGCUCUUCCUACUCAAAGUCCUCGCUCUUGCCAUGGCGUCCCGCUGGGGAUCGCGUGUUGAGGACACCAGGCCGAGUUCGAGGACGAGUAAGCCUGCCCCAGGCUCUAAGCCGACAACCCCGGACUCUUCCAUUCCUACGUCUGACCGUGGCCGCCACCCCUCCAGUGAUCAGUUGUCAACGAACACUCCGACUUUAGUCUCUGUUGCAACACCGACACUAGUUGAGCCUCCUGCUCUCGACGACAACUGCGCCAAGUACAUCAUCAGUGUCAUGGUCCUGUUACUGCGACAAGCAUCCCCGCGUAGAAACCGUCUUACGUCCGCGACCAACCUGAGCUUCGACGCGUCCUUCCAAGACAUGGAAUCUGUGGAGUCACACGAGUUUGGGGCAAACGAUGAAGCUCCAUUAAAUCUCCCGAACAUUAUGUCUGGUGUGCCGAGGACGAUGAAUCGUGCGAAGCACCCAUCAUUAGCUUCAUUAAAUUCUGGUGGGAAGACUAGCUCGAUCUCGAGUCGGCUGCCCCAACAUUCCGCUGCAUACGAGAGGACGUCAUUCCUAGUAGCGAAGUCGGUCCUGUCGCUGCACUGUGCCAUCGCGAAGUAUACCGGGCGUAUCGUAUACCAUCUAUCAGCCUCGAACUGGUCGGUCGUCCUCGGCAGGAUCCGGCAACGGAUACAUGGUCUUGCAAGCACGGCGGACGCAGAACCCGACACGGUUGACCUGCAGCUCAUAACGUACAGCGCUCUAGACAGGAACAAGCUUGUCCAAUCCCUGCAAGAGCUUUCCUCGCUUCUGAUGAAUCUCAAGAAGGACGCGCAAGUCCCAGUAUCGAUCGCGCUCCGGACGGCGGUUUGGAAUUGGAUAGAGCUCUGCGACGACGAGUACAAUGACGCUCUCCGAUACCAUCGCCGCCUCGAUGGUGCUCCCGAGCGAGUGUUCGACUUGCUGUACGACCUCCAGGAGAGCAGCAGAGACAAAGCCGGCGCAUGGCCGACCCUCGCUGUUCUGCUUUGCGUAAGUGGGGACCGCAUGAAGGCCGAGUAUGAGGCGAAUGCUCUCGUCGGCCAGCAGAGAGGCGCUCGCAAGGAACGGAACAUCACCGACUUGAUCAUCAAGAACCUGCCCUUUGGCUCGAGGUAUUUCGAUGUCGCCUUGGUCUGCGCUGUCGACAUUUGCAGGGCCGCCUCGAGAGUCCGGCCUAGGGCAGAUAGUGAGAAUGAGGUCCCUCUCAUUUCCAUGGCCUAUGACAUCGCGCAUGAACUCAAGAUCGCGCUGUUGAAGUGGACCAAGGAUAAGCCGUUCUGGGAGUGUCCUGACGAGAUCGAGGUUGCUUUGGUGUCGGAUGCUCUGGCUGCCCUCUACCGUUUCUUGCCCGAAGAAGAGUCCCUCGGCAUCUUCCAGCAGUGCCUUGAGCCUGAAAGAUCAGAUGCGGUCAAGCUUUGCGUCAUGAAAGCCUGUCUUACGUUGGUUGUUGACGGUUGGAAGCUUCCGUGGCAACGGCCAUUGGCGACGCUCAAGAACCAUGUGAUGAAACGCAUGAACACGAUCUUCUACGCCACCUACGUCCGCCGUAGCGAAGUAGACGCCAACGGCUCCUCGAGGAAACCCAGUAUGCGGCCAAAGGCGAAGCGGUAUACGUCUGAAAUACUACCAGACCGGGAGCUCCUUAUCCUCGCGAUACUGACCCUUUGGCGCGCGAAUUUCGAGUGGUACAUCGACAGCCAGCCCGAUGAGAUAAUCGACAAUUUCUUCAGCCUUUGUGUCAGCGUCUACAUCACCCCCGCAGACCCUGCCAUCCGGUGGUCGCUUGGAAGGACGUUCCGGUGUUUCAUGGAGUACAUCCUUUCAUGCCCGAAAGAUCACCCCAGAUGGGACUUGAUGUCUCGUUGGGUCUCAGAAGCUGUGCCUGCGGUUCUAGCGUCGGUGGCGAGCCACCUCCUGAAUACGCGGACAGAUCUUCAAACGCAGCGCAUGCUAAUUCACUUCGCCUACGAGUUCAUGUACCGAUAUGCCGAACGAGAUCCGCCCUCCCAGUACUCAGAGCUUCGAAUGAUGCCCACACGCAUCCCUGCCUUCGCGCUCGCGGAGAUUGCGUUCCUUGUCUGUUUGAGCUCCGCUGAUGGUAUUGUCUCCCUCACUGCCUGCAAUUGUCUGCGGCUCUUGGCACAGGCAGAGCGCCAGCCGGAUGCCCCUCAGCCCCUGGAGCUCAGCGAAGACGAGGUACUCAAGCGCCACCCUGUCUACGAGCAACUCGGUGAUCCGAAGGUGUCGAUGAUUGGUCGAGUCGGACAUCAGAAGCGCAUCAGGAAGCUCAUGCGAUUGCUCACGUCGCCUUCCGCUAUUCAUGUCGCAGUCUGGCAGGAGCUGUACUUCCGCUGGUGUGCGCUGACAGAGAUGACAGUCCGGCAGACGUUUGAGCAGGCGAGCGACGGCCUUGACAACGGCCCGGCUCCCGUCGGCGACAAGACGCUCCCCAUGGAGGAGCGACAAGCUCAGUGGCAGAACCUCACUCUCCUCUUGGCGUCACUUGGAGCGGCGUGUACGCGGGAUCACCAUGACCCAUCUGCACUUGCGAAAGUCAUCCCUGCCAGCAUCAUUCCAGACAGCUGCCGCGUGCUUCGUGAUCCGUCGGAUCUGCUCACGAACUUCUUGACCGAAACUGUGAACCUGUUGGUCAACGACCUUCCUCAAGUUCGCGAUGUUGCGAGAGAAGCGCUCAGCAACGAGGCCAGUCAUCGUCUGUAUGGCAAGAUCGUCAAGCAACUCGACGAUGUCAUUCGGCAGGUCACAGACGAUGAGAACGUGAAUUAUCCUGUCUUGGUCGUCUUCCUAGACCAGUUCAUCGCUAUCCUGAAGGUACUUUCGGACAACGUCAAUAGUCUCGCGGAAGACCUGCGCGUCGCCGACAUUCCCUCGCUGCUCUACACCGUGGCGACGUUCAUUAGUCGCAUUGAUGGUGCAGACCCGACCUCGGCUCGUCUGAAGCUCAAGUUUUGUGUGCUAUGCAACAGCGUAUUCAGCAGAACAGAGCCAGUCAUGAUGCGCAACAAGGAGAGUAGCAUGCGCCAGAGCAUCAUCGACAUCAUCAUCGACUGGGUGCAGGAGACCACAUUGGAGGAAGCGCAAGCGUCCACCGUGCAGCACGAGCUUAACGUCGCCGUCUUCAAUACUACUGUCACGCUAUUUGAUCGUCUUCAGCUUGAACCAUCAGACGGAGCCACAGGGGAGGAUGCGGCGCACGCCGUUUCGCGACUCUUCAUCCGUUAUGCCUCGUUCCUGAUCAAGACUUGGGAGAGCGUCCGCUAUGACGGCAACUCGAAAGACGACGGUAUCUCCGAGAAAUCCUCGUUCUCCAAGAUCCGCAUCCAACAACGUGAAGGAGAAUAUCGCGAACAGCUGAUUAAUGGCCUUUCUUCCCUCGUCAGCGCCAACACAGAAUGUGGCGUGAAGCACUGUCUGACUUUGGCAUACGAGCCCGACUCCACCAAGCGGCUCAUCUUCACACACGUCUUCAUCCGUGUGCUCAAGGAGGGGAUCAAGUUCAUGCCAUACGAGGAGACUCCAGUCAUCGUCAAGCAAAGUCCUCUCUGCGAGCUUGUCAAGGGCCCAGACAUGGCUUUGGCACUUGCCAUCUGCGAGAUUUGUCCCCCCAAUGAAGUUGAUGCUAUGAACGCCGUGCUCCUCAACUUGUUCGACACGAGGUCAACACUCAUGAACUUGCUCAAGACAAUGAUUGAUCUCGAGAUUGGCAAGACUGAGAGCGACACUGCUCUCUUCCGUGGCAAUUCGACAUGCACGCGGUUCCUAUCCGCUUUCGCAAGAGUUUACGGCUACAACUAUCUCCGUUCGCUCAUCGUUCCUCUCGUCAAACUCGUGACGACAAUGCCGCCCGGCCAUGGCUACGAGCUGGACCCGGCUAGAGUAUCGAGAGAGGAACUCAAGCAAAAUAAGGACACUGUCGAGUUCAUCACUGGGAAGUUCUUGGAGAUUAUCUCGUCAUCUAUCCCUGCCCUCCCAUCGAUUAUUCGAGAGAUCUGUGCCCAUAUCGCGAAAGCUGUCAAUGAGGUGUGGCCAGAGGCCAAGUUCGCAGCCUUGGGUGCCUUCAUCUUCCUUCGGUUCAUCUCACCCGCUAUCGUCACACCGGAAACAGUCGAUGUUGCAAUCCCCAACAACGAUCCCACGAUCCGUCGUGGACUCAUGGUCAUCGCAAAGAUCAUACAGAAUUUGGCCAACAACAUCCUGUUCGGAAAGGAAGCCCACAUGGUCAUUUUGAACGACUUCUUGAAAGACAACAUCGUCACUGUGACUAAGUUCCUGAGCGAGAUCAACAAACAUGUCCCUCCCGGCUCUGAGGAGGAGGCGGAUGAGUGGUUGGAGCGUACCUACGACGACACUGACACAAUCAUUCUUCACCGCUUCUUCGAGCGCCACGCCGACAAGAUAGGAAAGGAGCUACUGAGUUCGUCGAAGGUCCUGGCGGAGAAGAUGACUCCAGAAGCGGAGGCCGCUGCGGCCAACGGGAAGCGUGCCUGGGAUGCUCUUUGUGCUGCUCUCGUCGAACUCGGUCAGCCCUUGGAGAGUCCCAAGCUUUCGACCCUCACGAGUCGGGAGCAUAGAGACUACCUUGACCUGAUGUCAAGAUGUGACCGUCGAGAUACCACUGCCGUCCAAGAGUUAUUCGUCGAGGGAAUCACGCCUCAGAGCUCCAACGCCGUAUUCGUCCUGUCAGUCUCCAAGAUCAACAUAGAAGUUCUCGAUCUGGAACUGCUACUAUACUACAUCUUCAAGUGCAUCACGUCGUCCACGAACGAUAAUCGAGACUUCGACGUCAUUCUUGACUUCACGGCAUUUUCUUCGACUUCGCAAGUUCCGGCGCAGUGGCUCAAGUUCGCGACAGAGACUAUACCGGUUGAUAUCUGGCGACGAUUCCAGACAUUACGUCUCCUCACCCCCAAUGGCUUCGCACUUCGCUAUCUUCGUAGGUUGUACAAUAACCUCACUUCAGGUGCCACGGAAUCGUUACACAUUGCUAUUCACACGUCUGUCGGAGAGCUUCUGAGUCAGUAUCCUGAUGGUCUUACGGCCGCAUCACUCGGCUAUGCUGUGGGUCUGGAGGCAGAGAUCAGUGAUGAGUUCCAAGAUGUGACCAUGAGACAUACACAUCCCAUGCGCGUCCCUGUCAGCAUGCGGGUUGCUCAGAGUCAUAUCCGGAUAAUCACGACGAAGGCACUCACCAUCUCUAACUCGCUCUCAAGCAAAGCGACAGAGAUCAUUCCGCUGAGCGAUAUCAACGACGUCUACAAUGUCUCGACAGGUCAUGACUCCCACGAAUUCAUCAUCCGCAAGGUCAGACAAGGUGUUACAAUGUACUUCUCAUCCCCGUACCGGGACGCCAUUGUUAAGGCCAUCCGAGCUGCCAAGGGUCUCAUGCUCACGGCGCAUUUGCCGUCCGCCGACCGUCACGAUAGACUAUCGAACGUCAUCACUACCCUCCUCCGGAUUGCGUUGGUGGGGAUAUCUACCGAUGAUGAAACUCGGACAGCGUCGUUCGAGCUACUAUCAGCUAUUUGCACCUACCUGGACUUCGAAGGCCGUCCAGCUGUUCCUUCAAAGGGAGUAGUGGCCACUGGACACCCUGGACCCUUCCUUGUGAUGGUCAGCGAAGGGUUGUCCAACCACGUUCCUCAACUCACCAUGGAUUUCCUUUCCGAGAUGGCCGGGAACAUUGCUAAGAUGGAUGUUCCUUUGCGAGCUAACUGUCUCCAAUACUUGUGUCCUUGGAUCAAAAACUUGGCUUUGUUCACAGACCCCUGCAGCAAAUUCUACGAGCCAUCAGGUACUCGGUUCCGAGACUGUAUCCGCAUGCUUGUCGACCUUACCACGGGUGAAACCGAGCUUCACAGUUUCGUGCAGAAAUUUAUCUGGUUUGAGGUUGGGAAGCUCGAGACCAACACCAUCAACAUCAUCUUGGAUGAGCUCAUGCGUGCCGCUGUCGACGGUGGGAUGGGUUCUUCGCGAUGUGAGAAGGUCGCCGAUACCAUGAGCGCGCUCAACACCAUCAACGUCCGUGGACGCGUCCUGGCACGGGUCCGGAAGGUCAUUGGCAAGACGUCCAUCAAACCGACGAGGAAUCUGUCGGAGAACGUUCACUGGAACGAGAUCGCAUGUCUCACCCGUCUCAUCCUGGUCAUCGGCAACUCCGCCAAGAACACCGUUCAGAGCCAACUAUUCGUUCCCGAGAUCAUGCAUCUCGUCACCCUCAUCGCCGCUACAGGAGAACUCUACGUUCGGAGUACAGUGUAUGCAAUCAUCACCCACAUGCUCCACGCUAUGUGUUCCCUUCGACUUACCGACGCAACUGCGAGUCCCGAAAUUGAGGCCUUGCUGGACGAAUGCUGCCAACCAGAAGGUCUCAGGCUGUUUGGCCUGAGUAGGCCUACGCCUACGAGUGAAUAUGUCAUCUACGAUCCACCAAAUGGAAAGGCUUUGAUCGACGACCUUGAGGCUCUCACCAAGCUACUGGUGCGGAUCAUGCAGGCCAUAUCUGGAACGAAGGGGCUCUUGAACGUGUGGCGCGCUCGUUGGAUGAGUUUGAUAACCUCGUCCGCCUUCCAGCUUUCACCGGCAGUGCAGAGCAGAGCCUUCGUAGCUCUUGGUGUUCUCGCAAAGUCCGAUGUCGACGAUGACUUGCUCUACCAGAUGCUCGUCGCAUUCAAGACGGCCCUAUCUCAAGCCAGCGAGACUGACACAACGUCGGUUGUGAGCAUGCUUCGUUGUAUCACUAAUGUCGUUCCCGCUACGAAUGGCAACUCCCGCUAUUUGGCGCAACUAUUCUGGCUCGCUGUCGCACUCUUGCAAUCAAGUCAUAUGGCAUUAUACGUCGAGGCUAUCCGUCUACUCCGCGUAACCGUCGAGAAUAUGGCUGAGCAUGGACACUUCAAGGAACGUGGCGUCCCUGCGACGCUUCUGGAAGGUCGUGUCGCCCUGGAGGAUAUCGCGUGUCAGCUCGACCAUCUUCUGGGCCUCUCCUUCGACUCGAGCUUUUCGUUCUCUUUGGCGGCAACGGUCUUCAAGGGCGUCAGGCACUCGGCUCUGCGCGACGCAGCUGAAGGAGCACUCCGCAGUCUCCUCAAUAUCACUGUCAGGUCAUGCGUGGAGGUCGAGCACGCCGACGAUGGUCCCGGAGCGCCGAUAUGCCACGAUGUCUUGGGCUAUGUCCUUGCACUGAUCCCGAUGUCCACGCGGGUGCGCAGCUUCAAGCGUUUGUUAGAAGAAGCCAACGUCGACCAGUCCUGGCUCUCGGAGGACGCGGUCUGGUCAACGGAUGAGGAGGACUCGGUCUACAGGAUGCCGUUCGGGCUCAUUGGGUAUGCGGACAGCAAUACGGCGCUGCUCGUGACUUCGUUCGUCACCGCGAUGCUUGCGACUGCACAAGGCGAUGAUACGGAGUCGGCAAUCUUGUACAACAUCCUGUCGGAUGUCGCGGACGCUUGGCCAGAGGUGAUCGGCGUGGCGUACGAGAGUCUCCAGGACAAGAUCAAAGAGACAUUCGCGAACUCGAACAGCCCCGUCAUCUUGCUCGCUGUGUCAAAUGUCUUCCGUGUGGCUACGCAAGACAUGGAGCGUACUGCACCUCCAAGUUCGCGGACAUUGGCGGGCGCCGGCUCAGCGUCCACGCUAAGUACAGUUGACGAAGGUGUCGUCCAUGGUCCAGGCCGUCGGCAUUUGAACGCGCUCGAGGAGCAGGGAAUGCAAGGGCUCGUUAACAGCUUCCAGUUCCUUCCUCUGAACCGUGGCCAUGCGACGAAGAUGAUACAAUGGAUCUCCGAACUCGUUAUGAAGAUGAUUGAGUGAGUCUGGGAGGGUAGGCCGUUUCGUGUUCCUGUAUUUUGUUUUGUGAAAGUCGACGCAUGAAUUGUUCAAACUUAGUGUAUCUAGAUCCUUGGCAAUGCAUGUAGUACAUACGCAUCACUGUACGCAUCCCUAUCCUACAUCCCACGCUCUCGUGAAGCUAUUUCUCUAUGUGCCGCUGAUAUACCAUCAUCCCCGCUUCCACUUAUCUCUCGUCUCUCGCAUCCGGUAUAUAUAUCUCCCAUAUCCCGCAUUGCAUGCCAUCGCUGCGCUUACCUUUGCCAGUCGUCCAUGUUCCGUAUGUUCUGCUAGCUCUAAGGCAUGUUUCAGUCAAGUUUUGUGUGGUGUAUCCUACUACCGCUCCUCGUCGAUACUUCAAAUUCAGCGCUAGAUCGCUGGUGAUGUACAUCUGUGCUCAUUGUCGGCUCCCUCUCAUACUACCAUAUACCGUCCGUUG